Messenger RNA from Spinacia oleracea (spinach), 2168 nucleotides. Its product is annotated as kinase-interacting family protein-like. Bases 1074 to 2057 code for a protein of 327 amino acids. The record is from RefSeq and is a predicted model, not a curated record. The transcript has 2 exons. Lineage: Eukaryota; Viridiplantae; Streptophyta; Magnoliopsida; Caryophyllales; Amaranthaceae. Gene Ontology annotation, molecular function: actin binding.
GACCAAUACAGAACUCAAUUCCGGUGAUAACGACUACGCCUACAUUUUAUGCCUUCUCCUAAACUCAAAAACCACACAAACUCCCCUUUCUUCAUUUCAAUUUUCCAGAAAAUUUCACUCUCCUUUUCUCUCUCCUCCCUUAUUCUUCCUCUCCCCCUCAACAUUUAUUUCAAAUUCGUACAACAAACUACAUUCUCUUGUGAGUAUUACUGUUCCUAUUCAUUGUUUCCUCUAUUCUUUCAUUGAUCAUGAAAUUCUAAAUUAUUUUAUCAAUUUUAAUCAUACUUUAUAUGUUCAUCAAUUUGUAAUUCACUGCCUUUUGCUCUGUUUAUGCUCCUUGUACUUCAUUUCUAGCUUAUUGGAUUCCCGAUCUGGUCACAUUAUUUGUUCAAAUUACAUUAUCACUACAUUAUCUACGUUCUCUGUUUUUCAUAUUUUUCAAAUUCGAACAAGGAUUUUUGGUUGAACUUUUUUUUUUCCUUCCUCCAUAGCACAUCAAAUAUAUUGUUAUUCUAAUUGCAAUUUAUGAGUUCAAUCACGUUUGUGCAAAAUUUACUAAAAAAAAAAAUGAUGAGGAUGUUUUUAAUAGCGUCAUGGGAAGAAAAUGGGGAUUAGAGCAAACAGUUGGUAGUAUUGGAUUCACUGGUGUAUUAAAUGGUCCUGUUUCCUCGAGAUAUACAGUUUAACUCGAUGUUCUUUCUCUCGCCUAAAUUCAAGUCAUCAAUUUAUUGCUUUUUAUUUUUGCCAUUUGCUUUGAAUUUUCAACCAAAUAUUUUGUGGUCAUCUGUCUAUCAUGUUAUGUGACUUGUACAAGUUGUACUCGUGGUUCAAUAUUGCUAAAGUAGUAAACUUGUUAAGUUGAUGGAGACAUGGAGUGAACAAGGGUACGCCUAGCCAGCUUGUCACCUAAACAAUUUUUACUUCCUAGAAUAUUUAGGAUAACAAUAAUUAUCCUAGAUGAUAUAAUAUCGCAUGUAAUUAUAUGUGAAUUAUAUGAUAUAAGAUAAAAGUCUAUUUAAUUUGGAAAAUCUACACAGAGUAGGAUAUUUAUUUUGUAAUAUAAAUAAAGGCAUAUGAUCACAAUUAAUACUCAAUCAAUAAUAUUUUGUUAUACUAACUUCUUCUUGAAGAGGCCGAUAAUGAAGCGAUGGAAAACAGUUGACGAAAGUGGAGGUUUGUCAAUUCAGAUGGAUUUGCGGCGGCCAUCGUGUUGUAGUAAGCCGGCGUGGUUAAUGACCACUCUUUCUGAUAUGGAGCAGAAGAUAAGAAUGUUAGUCCAUAGGUCUAGUAAUGAAAAUGAUGAAGGCAAAGGAGACACAUUUGGUGAAAGAGCAGAGUGUUAUUACCAGGAACGACCCCAAUUGUUAUCUCUCCUCUUAGAUCUCUACAACGCCUACAUUUCGUUGGCGGAACGUUACUGUCAAUCUCUACACAAGCAUCACAAUUAUCAAUCUCAUUCUUCCUCUGACAAUACCACAACUGUUUCAUCAGAAGAUUUCCAAUCUGAUGCUGAAAGCUCACUUUCAUACCAAUUACCAUCAACUACAGCUAUUUCUCAUGAUGAGAUGAUAUCAGAGUUAGUCAUUAAAAAUGUGCAGUAUGAUCUAAUAGUUGAUGAGCUAUUGGUAAUGGAGAAACAAGUCAAUGAUUCUUCAAGAAAGAUAGAGUUGCAGAGGAGUCUACUGGAGGUACUAGAAUCCGAAAGGUUGAUUCUUCUGAAUGAAAAUGCAGGUUUAAGGUAUAAAGUAUGUGUUCUGAUCGACGAGAACAAAAGGUUAGCCUUAGAUUCAAUGUAUGUGUUAAAGAUGAGGGAGGAUCAUCGAGUCUGCAUGCUUAGCCGUAAAAUCGAGGACCUGCAGGGGAAGAUUUACUCUUUAGAGAAGAGGAACAGAGACUAUUAUCAGCAGCUUAUGCAUAAACAAGACAACAAACAAGAAGAUAAAGAAAUAAACAUUCCUAGAAAAGGUGUGAGAAUUUCUAGGUUUUGGGAUAAACUUAAGAAUUCUCAACUCUUAUUCCUUUGCAAACCACACCCAUCAAGGUCUGUUGUUAAUUAAGGAUAUUAUUAACUAGGCUACUACGGAGUAAGAGAUGCUGGUAAUUUCAUAUCGUUUAUUCUCAAUCAUUAAUUUUUACUUUCAUCAUAAAAAUAUAAUACAAUUCCAGUA